Sinocyclocheilus rhinocerous is the source of this 1157-nucleotide messenger RNA. Its product is annotated as protein LBH. The transcript has 4 exons. NCBI's taxonomy places the organism in Eukaryota, Metazoa, Chordata, Actinopteri, Cypriniformes, Cyprinidae. The record is from RefSeq and is a predicted model, not a curated record. The coding region runs from base 215 to 550 and encodes 111 amino acids.
CAUGUAUGCAGCUCUCGACAUGUAAAUGAAUGACGUUGGCAGGAUGAGCACAAGCACUAUGACAGCAUUCAACAGUAACUUUCCGCUGCAGGUCAGAUGCGCGCUCGAGCUGGAAAGACUGAUGUAAACGGAAGCUGUGCGAGUUUAACGGGAGGAUAUACUCAAUAUAAUAGCAUUCCACGCGCUUCAACAACAGAAGGGGACAAAAUAAAGAAUGACAGAUAUAAUGAACAACCCAGAACACAGUCAAGAAGACUUCACUGUGAGUGACACCGGAGAACAAGGCGUUUCCUUUCAGAUUUUCCCAGACACACAGGAGCGCCACCCCAAGCUGUUCAAGCGCCUGCCCUCCAUCGUAGUGGAGCCCACCGAGGGAGAGGUGGAGAGCGGAGAGUUACGUUGGCCCCCAGAUGACCUGAGAAGCACAGACCCUUCCGGCCAAACACACACACCCAUGUCCGCUUCACAAACCCAGAUAUCACACAGCCAGAGUAAAGAUGAAGUCAAGUGCAGCAGCCUGGAAACAUCAGGGGCAGCUGAGCGUGACUGAAAUUUAAUAAAUACGUUGUCACAAGUCUGCCAUUAUCACAAGUCUUGGUUCUCACAAAAUGUUCACACUUAGAAAGACACAAAUACUGACAAGCAGCCAAUCUGGCAGGCAGGUGUGAACAAGAUCAGAGCUCACAAUGCUAUAUCUGAUCACCCUUUAUAACACAUUCAUGGCUUUAAAAAGACUUUUGAAAGUCUUUUGUACUUUUUAAGAUCAGACUCAUGACACAUUUUAUCUGUGGAAAGUGGCUUUAACAAUCUUACAUUGCCUUCAGAUUUGAAGGCCUAGUUUGUCUUUCCUGAUGCAGAAAUGUACAGUAUCCUCUACAUCUAUGUCUGAGGAUAUACUGAAAAUGAAAAUGAUACAACAAAAAUGGGUUGUAUGAGCACAAUUCAGCUGAGAAUAUGAAUGUACAGAAUAUUAUUCAAUAUAAAUGUAUAAAAAACACAGUUCCUGGAUCUCAAGUAAGCAAUGUACAGUCAGUUAGCCAGUAUUGCUCUAUUAUUUAGCUUUAUUGACCAGCUGAUUAUAUUAGUUCACUUAAUACACGGAUACUUAUCAAAUAAAUGGAUGUAAAAUAUUAAAUUAAUUUAAUGUGUGAGAUGUA